CGCUAGUAUAUAAACGAUAAAGAAAACCCUAGCCCUCCUUCUCUUCUUCCUCUAAUUGCUUUUCUCCGUCACUGAGCGCCCUGCCUCUCGAGCUGCCAAACUAAGAGGCUUGAGCUAAGGAGAAAAUGGUGAGAAUCAGUGUUCUAAACGAUGCUCUGAAGAGCAUGUACAAUGCCGAGAAACGAGGCAAGAGGCAGGUCAUGAUCAGGCCGUCUUCAAAAGUGAUUAUCAAGUUUCUUAUGGUCAUGCAGAAGCACGGUUACAUCGGUGAGUUUGAGUAUGUCGAUGACCAUCGAUCUGGGAAAAUCGUCGUCGAAUUAAACGGAAGGUUGAACAAGUGUGGCGUUAUCAGCCCUCGUUUUGAUGUUGGUGUCAAGGAGAUUGAAGGUUGGACUGCCCGUUUGCUUCCUUCCAGACAGUUUGGGUACAUCGUGCUGACUACUUCCGCGGGCAUUAUGGACCAUGAAGAAGCCAGGAGAAAGAAUGCCGGAGGCAAGGUUCUCGGCUUCUUCUACUGAAAAUUUUAUUGUGGGAAAUGACGUUUAUUCCGUUAUUUUUUAACUUUUUCCCUCCAUUUCUUCUGAAACUUCCUUUGUUUUUCUUUCGAAUUUUGUGUUAACUUUGUCGGAUAGUUCUUGAAUUUACUCUUUUUGCUGUCGAGUUCUUAAAAGAUUCGUUUGGAUUUCAAGUACUCUCUCGUUAUACUCA
Messenger RNA from Eutrema salsugineum, 708 nucleotides. Its product is annotated as 40S ribosomal protein S15a-1. Gene Ontology annotation, cellular component: ribosome; cytosolic small ribosomal subunit. Bases 126 to 518 code for a protein of 130 amino acids. NCBI's taxonomy places the organism in Eukaryota, Viridiplantae, Streptophyta, Magnoliopsida, Brassicales, Brassicaceae. Gene Ontology annotation, biological process: translation. The transcript has 4 exons. Gene Ontology annotation, molecular function: structural constituent of ribosome. The record is from RefSeq and is a predicted model, not a curated record.